Eimeria necatrix is the source of this 1095-nucleotide messenger RNA. RefSeq names its product non-transmembrane antigen, putative. The coding region runs from base 1 to 1095 and encodes 364 amino acids. The transcript is spliced from 4 exons. NCBI's taxonomy places the organism in Eukaryota, Apicomplexa, Conoidasida, Eucoccidiorida, Eimeriidae. The record is from RefSeq and is a predicted model, not a curated record.
AUGGGGCAAAGCCGCCGGCGGCCUGCUGCUGCUGCUGCUGCUGCUGCUGCUGCUGCAGUUGCUGCAGCGCUGCUGCUGCUGCUUUUCGCCUCGCCUCCCGGCUUCGCCGCAGCAGCGCCCCCGGGCGACGACGACGGCGCCGUCGCGGGGCCCUCAGCAGCAGCAGCAGCAGCAGCAGCAGCAGCGCAGCAGCAGCAGCAGCAGCAGCAGGGCCUCCGGGCCAUUCUGCUGGGCCAAAACCCCCAAGGCUGGCAGCAAGUGCAGCAAAUCUUGACAGAAGUGGAAGGAGGAAAAGUUCCCAAGACAGCUCAGGAGUUCAAAGAGCUCUUCACUUCCGUCUUAACUGCUGCUGGAAACUGGCGCACUGACAAGGUCCUGCGCAUUGGCCCGCUGACCCACCAUUUGGCCACCCACAAAAACUUGGCGAAAUCUCUUUUGCCUUUUUUGGCUUCCCUCGCCCUCAGACUCCCCGACUUCUUCCCCAAUGGCAUUCGGCAUUUGGGGCGGGACAACCCGGUGGUGCAUUUGCGGCGAAUAGAAGUCUUGGCUUUACUUGCUGCUUUAUUUUUCGGAGUGAUAUUCCCGCGGCAGCGGCUGCUGCUGCAGCAGCAGCUGCAGCAGCAGCAGCAGCAGCAGCAGCAGCUGCAGAUGAACGCCCCCGACAUGCACUACAGAGGCUACUUCGAAAGGGCCCCCAAGUUCCAGUCUUUGCUGCAGUACUUUCGGCAGAUGCAGCAAACUCUGGGGGGUUGCUGGCAGCAAAUGCUGCAGCGCGGGGACGUGGGCCCGCUGCACUGCAGCAGCAGCAGCAGCAGCAGCAGCAGCAGCAGCAGCAGCGGCUGCAGCUGCACGGAGGUGACCUUUCUGGGGACGAAGAAGCACAUUUCUGCUGCUGAUGAAAUAAUUAGUUUUUACUUCCAAGUCCCGCAAGAAACUGUCUUCACUUCUCCCGAAGGAUUCCAAGUUGUUCGUCCCGAAAUAAAACUCGAAAAUAUUCUCCAAGACAAACUUCCUUUAUUUCCAAUUGAAGUUCAUUUAAGUGGAGACAUCACCAAAGCCGACGGCGCCAUCCAGGCAGCUCGUUCGGGUGUAUAG